UCGAUUUUGAGCUCCAACGUCGUUUUAGUUUUUGGUUGCUCCAGCCGCUGUUGUUGUCCGUUGUUGUUCGCCGUCCGCUGUCGUUCGCGUCCGCGCACCGCCCGCCUCUGCCUGCUGCUCGCCGCGGCCGCGGCCCACCCUCCCCGCGCACCGCUUCCUAGCCGCACCCAGGCGCGCGACCGCUGUCUGCCCUGCGCCAACGCCGCUCACGGCCACGCCCAAGCCGGGAGAAUUGAUUUUAACCCCCCCCCCCAGCUCGCGCGCCUUUGAUCUUAAGCCCCCCUGUUCGUUUGCCUUUCUCUCAAGCCCCCGACGCGGCGUAAUUUUGGCUCGCUUGCCCCUCUAGCGCUGUUAUCUCUGGAUUUAGCGCAUAAGGAAAGAAUCUGGACUUAACAAAUUUGGAAUUGCCAAAACUGCCCUCGUGUCCAAUUUUCCCCAAACUCACGAGACCGAGGCCCAAGGCCUGGCCUGUUUUUCAUUCUAUCUCCCCUCCCCUCCCCGACUUGACCUAGCCGCCAGCCGCCCCGCCGCCAGUCGCCAGAGCCGCUGCGCCCGCCGUCCGCUGCCCUGCUCCGCCGCGUUUCCCCCCAUCCGCCGCCUUCCUUCGCUGGCCCAAGGAUCGAUGCAAUGUCUGUGCAUGAUUCUAACCAAUCCAGUGUGAUAAACCUAACCACGGGGGCGAUCUCAUGCAAUGAAGUAGAAAAUGGUAGUGCUAUUAUUGAUUGGUCAAGUCUUGUGAUUGAACCAGAAAAUGAUGGAGAUGAAAAACCGCCGGACGAGAAAGCCAUGUUUGCUCUGUUUGGUUUAAAAACAGAACCGGAUGAGAGAGGAACUGAGCUUCGUUCUAUUGCCGUUCCUACUCCUGAUGUGGAGUCUGACUUACAUGAUAUCAAAGAUGCAGAUAUUGUUGUUGAUGAUAAUGCUCCAGAGGAGCCACUUAUUGCCUGGGAUGAACGAAACCCAGCCAUGGAUAUAGGGACACCUUAUCCUAACAUGGUUGAAUUUAGAAAGGCUUUAAAACAGUGGGCUGUCAAUGGAGAGUUUGAAUAUGGCACAAAGAAAAAUGAGCCAGGGAGGUUUCGUGCUUUUUGCAAAGGUCAAUCCAUAAUAGGUGACCCUUGCAAAUGGGCUUUAACUGCUAGUUGGCGAAGGGAUGAAAAUUGCGUGAUGGUUGUGAGGCACCAAAUGGAGAAAGAAUGAUGCCACUUGUAGCAGUCCUGGAGCUGUCACAAGAAGCCAAGCUGCAGCUCAAGCUAGUCCUGGACCUGUCACAAGGAGCCAAGCUGCUACCCCACCACCAAAACCUCCAGCAAAAGGAAAGAAGAAGAAGAAAAUGACACCUAAGAGGAAGAAAUUAAGCAACCUGUGAGCUUGUUUGUGGUUGUGAUGAACUCGGCUGUGGGUGGAGACUCACUUUUAUUGUUGUGUAUGUGAGGUGCAAACUCACUUUUAUUUGCUUUGUAUGUGAGGUAGAGACUCACAUUUAUUUUGCUGUGAGGUAAAGACUCACUUAUUUUGCUAUCAUGAAGUCCUAUAUGUGAGGUAAAGACUCACUUAUUUUGCUGUCAUGAAGUCAUGUAGAACAUGGCUGAAUUAUUCUCUA
This is a messenger RNA of Aegilops tauschii subsp. strangulata, 1603 nucleotides long. Lineage: Eukaryota; Viridiplantae; Streptophyta; Magnoliopsida; Poales; Poaceae. The record is from RefSeq and is a predicted model, not a curated record.